GGGUUAUUAGAAAACCUUGAUGCCGGAUGCACAAAAUGUAAACAGUGGAUCUGACAUUGUGACAUGAUUGCGCAACAUCAGUGACAUGGGAGACUGCAGAGGACUGGCUUUCAAUUCACUGUUCGACUCAGUCGCGCUCCGUUUUCUUUGCGCGCUCCUCGAGUCCCGUUGCUCCUCAGAAUCACAGCACCGCUGUGUUACUGAACUACAGCAGGAGCAAAGUAGCAGUAAUCCUGUGUGCUGCCAAUAGAAUCAACAUCACUAGAAUGAAUACAAUUUAAUUCAUAACAGCAGCAGAAACAUUCCACCGACUCUCUCUCACAUCGGUUUCACUGCUGCGCUGGUGCACUGAGGUUAUUCUGCCGAAGAGGAAUCGAAGAAACCAUCAGAUGAUUUCUUCCGAACGCCCGAAGUCUGUUGGGCCGAUGCCGUUGGAGAGAUUUGUCACCACUUAUAGUCGUGACUAUAAACCCUUCAGGGAGUGCCAGCUACAAGUCAACCAGCUGCAGUCCAGAUGUGAAGCUGAAACUGCAGCUGCAUUGAUCAGCCCACCUCAGAGUCAUCGUGAAACCUGGCCUAUAUUCCAUCACUAUUUUUACAAGACGACAAACAGCAUCUACGGCUCUACCAGCUGUCCACAGCCUCCCUCAUGGUCCCUCUUUCCUGGCUCCUUGCAUCCUUUGUUCACCCCGGCUCCUUACAUGUCUGAGGCGCCUGCGUUUGUUGGCUCUGCCCCGACAGAGGCAAGGACACAGGAAGUGGGAGUUGCGAGGCAGAUCGGGCCUUUACUUGGAGAGGAGACGAAAGGUCAUCUGCACUAUGUGUUUGGUGGAAAGGCAAAUAUGUUGGAGCAGCAGGAGGCAAAAGAUGAGCCUCAGAAAAAGAUUGAUGUUCUCUACGAGGAAGGUGUGAUUGUGUUGUCGUCCCAUGUCGGCCCGGCCUGCUGUGAAGAUUUACUGCGCUCUGUCUGCAGAGAAGCCGGCCUGCAGCACCUGCUCCACCUUCCUGUGGCCUCCAGUCCAAUUAUCACAACCAAAGAUGCUGGAAAUUGGGAUGUCAGCGCCUACCUGAGGGGCUUGGAACCGACUAUUGGACUGAAAAAUAGCACCUUCCUACAGCCUACAUCCAGGCACUGUGCACAGGAAACUGAGUGCCCUCAUGGUUGUUGCUUUAAGAUAAAAACCUCCCCUCCCUGCAUCCUUCAUAGCAGCACACUUCCUCUGGCCCAAUUACAGCCCACGUUCUACGGCACAGAGCCCAGCAGGACUUUACCGCUGACAGAGUACCAAGCCAGGUACACUGCUGAGUGGAGCCAGCCUAAGAUGCAGCAGUGUCAUCCACCAUCGUGAUCCUCAUCACCAGACGUUUUAUUCUUCCUUCUGAAUCUCAACUUUUGCCUCAAUACAAAGCAGAAUACCAAAAGAAAACAGUGUUUGUGUAUUGUGUACACAACAGCGUCUUUGUCCAAUCGUCCGCACUUUUCAGGAUGGAAGGGUUUCUCCACACAUGAAAGAGCCCUUCAAAGUGAGGCAGCGUUCAAGGUAUAAGGAUACACACGUUGAGGAUGAGUCAUAACACGGUAGUAAACCAUCUGUUGGCACCACUUAAAGACAGUAACACAGGCUUCCUGUCACCCUGUUGGGAUGAGGUGGGAAUGUGCUCAGUGCAGUGGUGUAACAAGUACUCAGAUUCUUUGCAGAGGUAAAAAAUUAAAAUAUACCGCUGUGUAAAAAUGCAUCAAGUGAAAGUACAGAAUGCAGAGUUGUCCCUCUUCUAAAUGUUAUAUUCACAUUCAGACUUAUUAAUGAUUGAAUUACAUGAAUGUUCCCAGGGUUUCAAUUGCAGUAAAAAUGUACAUGUCAACACACUAAACAGGCGGCCGCCAUAGUAAAAAUAUUAAGAAAACAAGUCCUUUCUCCAGUUACCGUUUUAUUUGUUAUUUAAUAGAAUAAACAUUUCUGUUUGUACAAAAUCAAGCAGAGAUAAUGUAUGAUGACCUCAGUGACCCCCCCCCCCCCAGGUCAUCAGACCAGCUUGAUGACAUUCUGCUUGCUCUUAUCAGUUGGUGACCUUCAGGGUUUUUGUUUUUUUUACAGCCGGCUGUGACGCCAGCAGAAUGAAAAUCUCUAAACGUACUAGUUCUUCAUGCUCCUUUGCUCCGGAGUUCGUUUUACAAUCACUAAGCUAGCGCUCAGUCCGAGGAGUCUUCCUUUCGAGAGGUGGGUUUCCUCUUUCUUCCCCUUUUGCCGAGGCUCCUCCUGUUCCACAAUGGGGAAGUAGCACACCGCUGACAGCAUCACGUGGCCAUCGACGACCCUGAGCCCGCCCCUCAUCUCCUCUGCAGUGGAGGAUGUGGACCCGUUGUACGGCUGACCCUACACCUCCAUGAAAAGGUCAUUCCUCCGGUCUGCUUCCAGAACCGCGAUAUGAACUGUUUGGGUGGACGGGCAGCAGGAGGCCUAGAGGGAGCAAUAUGGACAAAAUGCUCAUAUUCAAAUAUAGCAGAAUUUUUAGGAUUGUAGGCAAAUACAUUUUCUUGUAUUUUUUCAAGUUUAUUAGCACUAAAGUGUUUGUAAAUGUUUUCUCUUGUGUUGUGGCAGAUUUAAAUCAAUAAAUCUUCUAUUUCUA
This is a messenger RNA of Cyclopterus lumpus (lumpfish), 2628 nucleotides long. RefSeq lists its product as uncharacterized. Lineage: Eukaryota; Metazoa; Chordata; Actinopteri; Perciformes; Cyclopteridae. The coding region runs from base 390 to 1349 and encodes 319 amino acids. The record is from RefSeq and is a predicted model, not a curated record. The transcript is spliced from 9 exons.